This is a messenger RNA of Nylanderia fulva, 936 nucleotides long. The record is from RefSeq and is a predicted model, not a curated record. Lineage: Eukaryota; Metazoa; Arthropoda; Insecta; Hymenoptera; Formicidae.
AUGGCCCUAUGUCGGCUUUUGCCGAAUCUCGGGGGGCCCGACGAAAGGGUUCGCCGAUUUUAUGCCGGAACUGUCCAUGCUAUGCUGAUGUACGGAGCCCCCGUAUGGGCGAAGAAACUGGGGGCGACCCGCAAGCUGCAGGACUCACUGCACCAGCUACAAAGGCGGGUCGCCAACAGAAUUUGCAGGGGGUUCCGUACGGUCAGCUGGACGGCAGCCGGAGUGAUCUCCGGGGUGCCCCCCGUCGAAUUGCUAGCCCGAAUGUACACCGAGGUGUACAAACGUACACGCGGGCUGCAAAGGGGGGGCACCAUAGUGACGGACAGUAUCCGGCGUAACCUGAGGGUCCAUACCCGGCGGUGCCUAAUAAAAGAAUGGUCCGAGGAACUGGAAAACCCCAAUCUUCCCGAACAGCGCACCGUCGGGGCCAUCCAGCCCUGCCUGGAACAAUGGCUAGGCAGGGCAAACGGGGGUGUGACAUACCGCAUGACUCAGGUGCUCACCGGGCAUGGGUGCUUCGGUGAGUACCUGAGACGCAUAGGCAAGGAACGCACCACGCGCUGCCACCAUUGCGGCCACCAUCGGGACACCGCCCAGCACACACUUGAGAACUGUGUUGCCUGGGCGGGAGAACGAAUGGAGUUGGUGGCCGCAGUGGGGAGGCUCCCCGUGAUCGUAAAAAAGAUCACGGAGAGCGAAGAAGCAUGGAGGGCCUUCUCCUCCUUCUGCGAAAAAGUGCUACGGCAGAAGGAGGAGAAGGAGCGGGAUAGAGAGAAGAAGGGAGAGAGAACAAGGGAAUGGGAGGAGGGAGUGGCUGAGGACAGCGAAGAGGAGGACGAAGACCAGCGAGCAGAUGGGGGCGUGCCCCCUCUUUCCCCGGCACCGGCGGCCUUAGCCGUUUGUGAUGUCGGGGAUCGGGGGGGGGUGCGCCUCUGA